Messenger RNA from Fundulus heteroclitus (mummichog), 4760 nucleotides. RefSeq names its product protein phosphatase 1, regulatory subunit 3Aa (gene ppp1r3aa). The transcript has 4 exons. Gene Ontology annotation, cellular component: protein phosphatase type 1 complex. The record is from RefSeq and is a predicted model, not a curated record. Gene Ontology annotation, biological process: regulation of glycogen biosynthetic process. NCBI's taxonomy places the organism in Eukaryota, Metazoa, Chordata, Actinopteri, Cyprinodontiformes, Fundulidae. Gene Ontology annotation, molecular function: glycogen binding; protein phosphatase 1 binding. The coding region runs from base 298 to 4308 and encodes 1336 amino acids.
CAGGUCACAGGUUUUUGAAUGAGGUUGCAUUUCUUCUUAUCUUGUCCCUAUGAAGGACACAUAUUUGGGGAGAAUAACUGAAAGGAUAAAUGGUCGGCCCAGUUUAGCCGUGUCCUAUUAUUAGGCCUGGCUCAGACUCACAGCGCUCAGCUGUAACCGAACUCCAUCUGUCCAGUCACGUCCUCUUCCUGCUCUCCCCCACUCAGUACUUGUGCGGCAGGGCUUAAGGGCACUCCGGUCUGUGCCACCCUACAAGCCAGACGAACGGCAGAACAGCCACGCUGACCGCCACGCUCUAUGGAGGCUCUGGAUGUCCAGCCCAGCGGAGAGGAGAGGGUGAUGACUGAGGGGGAGGAAUCUGAGAGAAACGGGGAAGAAGAUGAGGGAGACGUGGAGGCCUCUUCCCCUGCCGUCUCCAGCACGGAGGAGGAAACUGAUGAGGACUCAGAGCCGGAGCCCCCGCCCGUCAUUCGCAGAAAGGUGUCGUUCGCCGACGCCUUCGGCCUCAACCUGGUUUCGGUUAAGGAGUUCGACAACGCUGAGGCGACGGAAUCCGAGCCCGGCUGGUCGGACGGGAGAAAGGCGACGCAAACAGCGGAGGAGAUCUAUCUGUCCUGCUUGUUUACGGUCCCCUCGUCCGCAGAGGAGCUGGAUCAGAGGCUGAGCGGGCAGAUGGUGGAGCUGGAGAGCAUCGAGCUGCUUCCGGGCACCACCACCAUCCGCGGCAUCCUCCGGGUGGUCAACCUCUGCUACAGCAAGAGCGUCUACGCCCGGGUGACUCUGGACCGUUGGAGCAGCUACUUUGACCUGCUGGCCGAGUACAUCCCAGGGUCCAGUGACAGGAAGACGGACCGGUUCACCUUCAGGUACACCGUGGUGCCGCCGUUCGAGAAGGAAGGAACCAGGGUGGAGUUCUGCCUCCGGUAUGAAACUCCGAUGGGCACUUUCUGGGCUAACAACAAAGGGAUGAACUACGUGGUGUUCUGCCGCCAAAGGGCACAAGCGAAGGAGCACGUGACCCCCGCAGAAGAGGAGAGCAGCGGCUUCAAGGGCAAGAGGAGCUGCCUCAAAGCCAACAGGAAUGGAGACACGGAUGAUAAGACUAAGGAGAGCGUACACACUAACACGGCUGCUGCAGAUACGGAAGCUGCACAUAAAGUUGAAAAGACCUGGGGGGAGACAACAUCACUUCAACAUGAAGACCAAAAACCUUGGGUGGAAAGCGUGAAAAGCCGCCGCAGAGCGAUCCGCUUGGCGCGUGUGCAGGACUACCUCUGCCAGAGGGCGCAGCAGCAACCCAAGGCAUUUCCACAUGAGUCAGGCUGCGGCCAAAAGGUUUCUCAGCGUGUGUCGGCAGCACAGGGUGACUCUGCCAGCUAUCUCUAUAAAUCCCGGAAGAUGCAAUUAAGUGAGAGUCCACAGGUACUUACCUACCAUCAGAUUCCUUUGCUCACAUUAGACUGGAGCAGUCAGACACCCGAGCAGCCGGGCACUGCUGAUGUCGAUCACGUCUUGACUGAGAGAGCUAAAAUGACUUUGUCAAAAGAGUCAAAAGAAAGUACACCACCUCUUAAUGAUAUGUGGGAGAGCCUUCCUAACACUACACAUGAUAGCAACACUAAAGAAGCCUCUGAGAGUGAUGCAUGGCAGGUUUUCCUUAAUGGGCCCGGCUGCAGGCACCAAUCUGAUGUCCCAGAGUCAGAGUGGCUCCAGACAGCAGCGUCGGUGCUUCCUUCAAAUGAUAAGGAGCCGCAAAUCCGAGAUUCUGAAGAAACUCGAGAAUUUCAGGAGGGCGCCGAUACACCCACCACCUUACAAACCUUAGCUGUGUGUCAGCUGCUGUCAGACCCUUGUGAAACGUUGUUGGCUCCCGUUGCUUUGAGCGCCAAAGAUGAUCAGCGAGCAGAGACGUGUGUCAGCGGGGCAGGAGAUGACAACGCGGUGACGCAAGACGCAUCCCAGAGGUCACAGACAAAGUCCGUAACAGACACUCCAGAGGAAUUCAACCUCGAGAGGGCACCGCCUCUGUCCACGGACAGCGCUGACAGUCCAGCGGAGCGUCACAGACACAAGGACCGGGAGCAAGACGGCAAAGGAGUAAUAGGAACAGCAGGAAGCGGAGAAGGCGAGCCCUUCACAUUGCACACACCUGACUCGGUAACAAGCCCAGGGGAGUCGAAGACAACAGACAUGACGGGAAUGCCAGAGACUCCGAAUGCCAGCAAUGUUGAUACAAUCUCACCAGAUGCAAGUCAGGAGGGGAGGCUUUCUUCCAGCGGGGAGCGAGAGGUUACAGGCACUGCACACAAUGCCGUAGACGACAUCCUGGCAUUUAGGGAGACAAUCAGGGAUGAGAAAGGGGACAGGGACAGCUAUGUCUUCUCCGCAUCCAGGCAAGGAGAGGAGGAGGAGGAGGAGAUCACGAUGAACUAUGCGGCGAAGAAGGUGCCAGCAGAAGGGAAAACAUUUAGGCCACAGGAAUGCAAAGAGUGUAAUAUACCCCUAAGGUAUGCGGAUAAAAUCCAGCAUGAGGAAUUCAGACAAAGCCCAAACAGGGAGAUUAAUGAGAAUGAAACGGCAGCAACCACAGCAACAAAAGAUAAACAUGGAUUUGAAACAAUGCAAAGUUGUGAGAAAAAUUUGGAAAAAAACAGCAACAUUUCCAUAGACGUAAAGAAAGAGGAUCCACUCAAUAACCAGAUGAUGGCCGUAAUAAAUAAAGAGGUAAGAGCUGUGGGGACACAAAGCAUAGAAACACAGGAAGUGACUGAUGAAGGUAGUAAGCUCAUCAAGAUAGUGGAUGAGGUACAAUUGACAAAUGAAGAUGGAUCAUCUAUAUUACAUAUGGAAGAAAACAGGACACAGUCAAGUCCAGUCCAAGUGAAUGAAAAGCUACAUGAUGAGAAGAGGGAAGACUUGCCCCUCACACAAAUAGAACAACGUGAUGAGCAACAAUCCAGAACAGGCCAACAGGAGAUGAGCUUUGAAAAAAAAGUAACGGAGCAAGAAGAAACAAGCUCUUCUACAGUUUUAAGCCCCACUGUCGAUACACUGGAAGUUUGCCAAACAAGCACUGACACACAAAUAGCCCGUCAAACUGACAGAUAUGGCCUCAACCCCUUGGAGGUGGUCGAAGUGAAAUUGACAGACACCUGGCAAGACUCAGAAAGACAAAAACGCGAUUCAAGUAGAGACAUAAAUCCAGAAGAGGUAAUGGCAAAGGGGAAUGGUGCACAGAGAGACACUUCAGCAGGACACCGAUCUAAAACAUCAAGAGGAACGAAACUAGAUCAGAGUCAGGACGAUGAGAAAGUCUGUGUUCGAAAGCAGAAAAUAGAGGCGAUGCGAGAGCUGAUGGGUAAUCCGGAGGGUCCUCGGGGGGAGAAUAAGAAUGCGUGGAAAGAACAAGAAUCAUCAACAGGAGUUAAGUGCUCUCCACAUGCUGAAUACAAAAAACCGGCAGAGAGAACAAAAGAUCCCAUUAUGGUAGGAAAUAGUGCUGCACUUGAAGCGACACAGUCGGAAUUGGAGCAAACGUUCAUAGAAAGGUUUGGAGACAAUUUGGUUUGUAGCAUCUGGGAAGAGGUCUUUGCUCGGCAGGUACGACCUUUUACUUGGCACACAAACACUGUCGGCGACACGAAAAGCGGGUGGACAGACUUGAGUCAAGAUUGCUGUCCAAUUUACGAGAAAAACUCAAGGGACACGGUUGAUUCAGGCGCGUCUUUAUUGGCGGAAUUGCCGGCAGAUUCAGCCGGAGAAGUCCGCCGAGGCCGAGAGCAUACCACGGUGACUGAAGGCAAUGAAUGCUCUCCAAAAGACAGAAGGCAGCCCCUUACCAUGGCAGAACACUCUGACAGUCCUCCUCAGUUACACACAGGUUUGGAUUCAAUUGGCCAUUUGAGCCCAAUACUCCACCGUGAGGAGACAAUGUUUGAACCAGCUCAAUCUCCUGGCCCUCCAAAGGAUCAGGAGAACAGCUCGCAAAUUAAAGCCAGAUCGGUUCCUCGUCCGGAGAAGGAUUUUGAAAUAGAGAAUUUUGAUCGAUCCCCCCAGCUUUCCAGCAAACACCGGAGGUCCUCUGAGAAAUUAAAUGAGUCUGAUGCCCUUUUAUGGUGGACUGUACUCUACACAAUCAGCCACAUCACUAGAUUACUGAUCUGCAGCCUCUUGGUGGGUGGGUUCUUUGUUGUGGUCUUUCUCUAUGAUUUCCCAGCCUUCUUUGCGCUCUACAUAUUUUCAAUGUCUUGGUGGAUCUUUAAGUGGAAGAGACACCGGAUGAUUACAGGCAGUAAAGCUACAGAAUAGUUUAGGUUUAUUGUCUUCUCGUGGUCAGUUCAGCUUGUGGGAGAUCACGUAUAGGAUAGAAUUACACCAGGUGCAAUAUGCUGAUAGUGUGUCUGCUUUAUUGUGGAUUUUCCUUUUGCCUUUAUUUUUUUCCCGAUGUAAUACUGUAACCCCGACCCGAGCUAAGCAAAACCUACUUGGACGAGGAGCAAAUGCAACUCAAACAUCGAAACCUUCCUUUGUUUUUGAGGCAGUCAGCUGCUGAACUUCUAGUAAAGUCAUACAUUCAGAGAUGGCUAUAUUCACCUGCCGUUUGACUAGUUUAGUUAAUGCACAUACUCUGCUAAACUUUCCUGUGUCCAAUGUGUGUUAAUUUGCUGUGUUUUGUGGGCCCAAUACAACUUUACAAUGUAUGCAAUUCAGCAAAGUGACUUUUAUGACAUUCAUCAUUAAAAUGCAUUCACAACAUUUAA